Huiozyma naganishii CBS 8797 is the source of this 1326-nucleotide messenger RNA. It is a transcript of the gene SUP45, whose product is annotated as translation termination factor eRF1. The transcript has a single exon. Gene Ontology annotation, molecular function: sequence-specific mRNA binding; translation release factor activity, codon specific. NCBI's taxonomy places the organism in Eukaryota, Fungi, Ascomycota, Saccharomycetes, Saccharomycetales, Saccharomycetaceae. The coding region runs from base 1 to 1326 and encodes 441 amino acids. Gene Ontology annotation, biological process: cytoplasmic translational termination. Gene Ontology annotation, cellular component: translation release factor complex; cytosol. The record is from RefSeq and is a predicted model, not a curated record.
AUGAACUUGGAGACCGACGCGGAGAAGAACAUUGAAAUCUGGAAAGUGAAGAAGCUGGUCCAGCACCUGGAACAGGCCAGAGGGAACGGGACCUCGAUGAUCUCGCUGGUGAUUCCGCCAAAGGGACAGAUCCCCAUGGUGCAAAAGAUGCUGACGGACGAGUACGGGACCGCGUCGAACAUCAAGUCCCGUGUCAACAGACUCUCGGUCCUCUCUGCCAUCACCUCGACGCAACAGAAACUGAAACUGUACAGUAAAUUACCCCCAAAUGGGCUCGUGCUCUACUGUGGGGAUAUCAUCACGGAGGACGGGAAGGAGAAGAAAGUCACCUACGAUAUAGAACCGUACAAACCGAUCAACACCUCGUUGUACAUGUGUGACAACAAGUUCCACACAGAGGUCCUCUCAGAACUGCUGCAAGCGGAUGAAAAGUUCGGGUUCAUCGUCAUGGACGGGUUGGGCAGUCUGUUCGGGUUGCUGGCGGGGAACAACAGAACCGUACUACACAAAUUCACAGUGGAUCUGCCCAAGAAGCACGGGAGAGGUGGUCAGUCCGCGCUGCGUUUCGCUCGUCUAAGAGAGGAGAAGAGACACAACUACGUACGGAAAGUCGCAGAAGUGGCAGUGCAGAACUUCAUCACAAACGACAAAGUAAACGUCAAGGGGCUCGUCUUGGCCGGGUCCGCCGACUUCAAGACAGAUCUGGCCAAGUCGGAACUGUUCGACUCAAGACUAGCGGCAAAGAUCAUCAAGAUCGUCGAUAUCUCGUACGGGGGCGAGAACGGGUUCAACCAGGCCAUCGAACUAUCAGCGGAGGCACUCUCGAACGUCAAGUUCGUCCAGGAGAAGAAACUGCUGGACAGCUACUUCGACGAGAUCUCCCAGGACACGGGGAAGUUCUGCUACGGUAUCGACGACACUUUGAAAGCGUUGGAUUUGGGCUCCGUCGAAACGCUCAUCGUGUUCGAAAACUUGGCUACGAUGCGGUACGUGUACAAGGACUCAGAGGAUAAAGAAGUAUUGAAGUUUGUUAAACCAGAUGCAAAGGACGUCGAGAAGUCGUACGCAAUCGACAAGGCAACGGGGAAAGAAAUGGACCUCGUCUCAGAACAACCACUCGUGGAAUGGAUCGCGGAAAACUACAAGAACUUCGGGGCCACUUUGGAGUUCGUCACAGACAGAUCCUCGGAGGGGUCCCAGUUCGUCACUGGGUUCGGUGGGAUCGGUGCCAUCCUGCGUUACAAAGUCAACUUCGAACAACUGCAGGAGGACUCAGACGACGAGUACUACGACGAGGACGCAGAGUCAGACUACGACUUCAUCUAA